AUGGUUGCAGUAGCAUGUGGGAAUAAUUGUCGGCUAGGUGCCAUGAACACAGAUAGACAGACAGAGAGACGAGGAGAGGACGAGGCCGGUUUCUUGGGUGGUGACGUCGCGCGCCGCCUAGUCACUUUCGCGACGUUCGCCAGUACAUUUCACACAUUCGCUCAAGCACAAGCCAUUCUCCUGGUCCCAUUCCCCAGCGAUUGUUUAUCACUGCAGCAGCAGCCAGAUAACGGCACAGACGCCCAUCCAGAGACACAUGAAAACAAUCAGGACCAACCAGUAUCGCUUGCGCCUUUAACACAUGCCAUCGCCGCCAUCUAUACUACCGACCUGUGA
This is a messenger RNA of Necator americanus (New World hookworm), 336 nucleotides long. RefSeq lists its product as uncharacterized. The transcript has a single exon. The record is from RefSeq and is a predicted model, not a curated record. Lineage: Eukaryota; Metazoa; Nematoda; Chromadorea; Rhabditida; Ancylostomatidae. The coding region runs from base 1 to 336 and encodes 111 amino acids.